AUCAUUCAUUGGCAUACUUUUCUCAUCCAAUCUCUUCAGUUUAAGCCAGACCUAAGAAAAUGGGUAAGGGAGGAUUUUCAGAAGGAAACAAGGCUGCUUGGCUCUAUGGCGUUAAUGAUCUCAGGAUUCUGCCCUACGAGCUUCCUCCUCUUGGUCCACGUGAUGUGAGAGUGAGGAUGAAAUCGGUCGGUAUUUGUGGAAGCGACGUUCACUAUCUCAAGACGGGUAGCUGUGGACACUAUGUUGUGAAAGACCCUAUGAUUAUUGGUCAUGAAUGCGCUGGGAUCAUUGAGGAAAUUGGAUCCGAUGUUACUCAUGUGACGAAAGGCGAUCGUGUUGCUCUUGAACCAGGCCACGGUUGUUGGCGUUGUGAUCGUUGCAAAGAAGGCCGAUACAAUCUCUGUCCAGAGAUGAAGUUUUUUGCCACUCCACCAGACCAUGGCUCUCUUGCUGAUCUGAUUGUGCAUCCGGCUGAUUUAUGUUUCAAGCUACCUGAAAAUAUGAGUUUGGAGGAAGGGGCCAUGUGCGAGCCCUUGAGUGUUGGUGUUUAUGCUUGUCGUCGGGCCGAAAUCGGUCCGGAAACGAAUGUUUUAGUGAUGGGAGCAGGUCCGAUAGGGCUUGUUGCACUGUUGGCGGCUAAAGCAUUUGGUGCUCCAAGGGUAGUUGUUGUUGAUGUUGAUGACUACCGCCUUUCAGUUGCAAAGGAGCUUGGUGCAUUUGCCACCAUAAAAGCCUCAACCAACAUUGAGGAUGUUGAGAAAGAAGUGGAAACAAUUCAAAAGUCGAUGGGAGGACGUGGAAUUGAUGCAACUUUGGAUUGCGCAGGUUUUACUAAAACUAUGACGACUGCACUGUCUGCGACUCGAAAUGGUGGUAAAGUUUGCCUAGUUGGAAUGGGCCAUUGUGAUAUGACUCUUCCUCUCACCCCAGCGGCCUCCAGGGAAGUCGACAUUCUGGGCAUUUUCCGCUACAAGAACACCUGGCCUCAGUGCAUUGAAUUUAUUAGCAGCGGAAAAAUCGAUGUGAAACCACUGAUCACACACCGCUAUGGAUUUUCCCAGAAAGAUGUUAUAGAAGCAUUUGAUGUGAGCGCUCGCGGAGGCAAGGCCAUCAAAGUCAUGUUCAAUCUUUAGAUGUGAGAAGUUUUUCCAUGAGCGCUUGCGGAGGCAAGGUCAUCAAAGUCAUGUUCAAUCUUUAGAUGUGAGAAGUUUUUCCAUCAAGCAUAAUAAACUAGCUGUGAGGAAAUUAAUAUUAGACUUUUGGUAUUUCAUUUCCUUUUAGGUUUCAUUCUGUAACUAGCCCGUUGCUUGGCUUUAUUGGGCUGAUUACUAUCCAUUUAAAAUUAGCUUCUCUUGAUUUUGACGACGAAUUUUUUGGUAACAAUUUUUUUUGGUUGUCUAAUUUAAAGGUGG
Oldenlandia corymbosa var. corymbosa is the source of this 1412-nucleotide messenger RNA. NCBI's taxonomy places the organism in Eukaryota, Viridiplantae, Streptophyta, Magnoliopsida, Gentianales, Rubiaceae. The record is from the annotation of a GenBank genome assembly.